Molecule: messenger RNA, 1713 nt
Organism: Peromyscus californicus insignis
Lineage: Eukaryota; Metazoa; Chordata; Mammalia; Rodentia; Cricetidae
Gene: Ccdc106
Product: coiled-coil domain containing 106
Exons: 6
Coding region: 612-1445 (277 amino acids)
Cellular component (GO): nucleoplasm
Source: RefSeq, a predicted model, not a curated record
AGGGCAGGUGGCUCCCCCUGGACUUGCUGACCCAGGCUGCAGCUGCUUUCUGAAGUGAAGCGCGAGAGGGAGCUGCUUGUCUCUUGGUUGACACGGUCAACCUCCCUCUGCAAGGUUAAAGCCAUGCCUCCAUUAGGGAGGCUUCAUAACCAUAGAGAGGGUGUUGCUUGUGAAACGGAGAGGCAGGUGGAACCUUGCUGCAGGCCUAAUAAACAUGUCUUCUCCGUCCCCUUUCAUGCCGGUUUUGUGCCAGAUACAGUCAGCCUCUUUACAUGACUCCUUUCGGGGCGGAGGGGCGAGUAGGAGUGUCUUAAGGCUGUGCUUCUACUCCACCGCCUGACUUCAAAUAAUACCAACAGCGCUUGGAUCCUAAGCCCCAAGAGUGGUCCCUCUCUGCGCUGAGUCUUUGGUGUGUCACACCACUGCAUCCUCGUAAAGGCCCUAGAGAGUAACUUCCCACUUAACAGACCAUGGCUCCAGGCCGGUGAUCCCUCCCAACUCCAGAGGAACAGGUACUCCACCUCUCCAGGAGCUGACUACAUUUGGUGACCUGUUUCUGUCCAGUGCCCCUGAGGGCUCAGCUGCUGGGUCUGCUGGAAGCCUCGCUAUGAAUGACCGAAGCAACCGUAGGCGGACAAGACGAAGAGACCUUUGAGAUCUCCAUCCCCUUCGAAGAGGCACCCCACUUAGACUCACAGAUCUUCUACAGUCUGAGUCCCUCUCAGAGAAAUUUUGAGGAGCCUCCAGAGGCCACCUCCCCGACCCUGGCCCUGAUGAACAGCGUCAAGGCCCAGCUGCACAUGGCCCUGGAGAGGAACUCCUGGUUGCAGAAGCGCAUUGAGGACCUGGAGGAGGAGAGGGACUUUCUGCGGUGUCAGCUGGACAAAUUCAUUUCCUCAGCCCGGAUGGAUGCAGAGGACCACUGCCGGAUGAAGCCUGGGCCACGGAGGGCUGAUGGGGACAGCCGGGCUGGGGUUGGGGGAGAAGCUUCAGACCCUGAGUCAGCAGCCUCCUCCUUCAGCGGGGCGUCCGAAGAGGGCAGUGCCAGUGAAAGGAAGAGGCAGAAGCCGAAGGGAAGUACUGGCCGGCGGCGAUUUGGGAAGCCCAAGGCUCGAGAGAGGCAGCGGGUGAAGGACGCUGAUGGGGUCCUCUGCCGCUACAAGAAGAUCCUGGGCACCUUCCAGAAGCUCAAGAGCAUGUCUCGAGCCUUUGAGCACCACCGUGUGGACCGGAACACGGUGGCGCUGACCACGCCCAUCGCGGAGCUGCUCAUUGUGGCUCCCGAAAAGCUGGCUGAGGUGGGAGAGUUCGACCCAUCCAAGGAGCGCCUGCUGGAGUACUCCCGCCGCUGCUUCCUGGCGCUGGACGACGAGACUCUCAAGAAGGUGCAGGCUCUCAAAAAGAGCAAGCUCCUCUUGCCCAUCACCUACCGCUUCAAGCGGUGAUGCCGCCGCCGCCGCCGGCCCACACGCCUCCCCGCCCCGCAGACCGCUGGCAAGGCCGGGGUCCCCGCACCCCCGGGGCCACCGGUCGCCUUUCCCGAGCACUGGGCCCUGCCCCUCGGCCGCCCACGCUGGGCAUGCCAUCUCCAUUCCACCCAGCAAGGGCGGCCAGCUCGGCCCCCUAGCCAGGAGUAGCCCAUCCGCAUCUUACAUGAAGACAGAGCAUUAUUCAGAGAAUUUAAAUUAAAGAGACAUGAACAUUUUCAAUAAA